Linum tenue is the source of this 621-nucleotide messenger RNA. The record is from the annotation of a GenBank genome assembly. NCBI's taxonomy places the organism in Eukaryota, Viridiplantae, Streptophyta, Magnoliopsida, Malpighiales, Linaceae.
CGAAUGCCCAUCUUCACCUCUCUUGAUUUCAGUGUAGAAAGAAACGACGCCCCGAUUAAGCUCUCUGUUCAUCAACUCUCAUGGCUGCUGCUGUUGGAUCGAAAAAGGUUACCUAUGCGCUGAUUUGGGCUUCUAUAUGGAUACUCUGUUCUUCUUCUUCAUCUUCUUCUCAAGCUGCUGCUGCUGUUGUAACCCACGACGACGACAACCCUUAUGCGACACUAAGUAGUAUUAAUGAUACGUCAUCGAUUGAGGCGGUGGAGAGGCCGCUGCCGCCGCCGAUGAAUGGAUCGGAGACACCAGUACCACUAGAUGAAGAUGAAGAUGAUGUUGAUGACGAGAAUCACUGGUGGGUGGACCUGUUUUUCAGUGCGGGCGAAGUAUUUUUCUUUGUUGCGUGGGGAUCUGUUGUCGUUUGCACAAUAGUUUGCAUCCUGAAAAUAGUCCAUAAGGAAUGUGGAAAGGGCGUUCCAGUGACUGUGUAGUCCACAGGGACCCGACCCUGAGAAACAUCGUUGAUUAAAAGCUGCGUCGUCUCUGUUUUGAUUAACGAAUAAAUAAUGUAUCGUUUCAAACUCUUGUUAUUGUUAAUUGAGAUGUGAAAGUGAGCUUCAUAACAAC